Rhineura floridana is the source of this 2837-nucleotide messenger RNA. RefSeq names its product inositol-trisphosphate 3-kinase B-like. Gene Ontology annotation, biological process: inositol phosphate biosynthetic process. Lineage: Eukaryota; Metazoa; Chordata; Lepidosauria; Squamata; Rhineuridae. Gene Ontology annotation, molecular function: inositol-1,4,5-trisphosphate 3-kinase activity; inositol tetrakisphosphate kinase activity. The transcript has 8 exons. Gene Ontology annotation, cellular component: nucleus; cytoplasm. The coding region runs from base 115 to 1509 and encodes 464 amino acids. The record is from RefSeq and is a predicted model, not a curated record.
CGGCCCGGCAGAUUCGCGGCGGGGCCGGGAUGGGGCGCGCCAAGAGGGGGCUCCGGUAGCUCAUCCUGUACUCUCCAGAAUGCUCUGAAUGAAGCCGUGGCCACCAAGUGGGAGAUGCAGCGAAGUGUCAGCCCACGGGUGGCCCUCCCCAGCGAAGCCACGCGAUUCCUGGAGGUGCCCAUGGAAGGCCACAGCAGCCUGGAAUGGACCCCUGCCGCGCCUGCAGCUUCAGGUCAGCCCACAGAACCAGACCACGGGGAGGCCUCGGGGCCACCUGUGGGGAGCACCUUGGGAUCUGAAGCCCCGGCAUGCAGGCUAGGUGCCGAGGGGAGGGCAGAGUCCACCUGCGUCGAUGUCUCCCCGAGCAAUGGGCUGCAAGGGCUCCAGGUGGCCUUGUCUUCCUGUGGGGCUGAUGGGCCCACCAAGGCCCCCCCUCCCAGAAGCCAAGACCUUCCCGUCCCUCCGGAUCGCUCUGUCUCGGGCUCGUCUACCUGCUCCUCGCUGGGAGGGUCCUCGCAGGAGUCAGAUGAGGUCUUCAGUGACACAGAAGAGAAGAGCCCCCCAGGGAAGAAGCACAUUCUGCGGAAGACCAAGUCCUGGAAGACGUUCUUCACGAUGGUGCACUGGUCCUUGCGGAGACGCAGCUCCUGGGUACAGCUAGCUGGCCACGAAGGGAAUUUCAAGCCCAGUGAAGGAGGCCAGAUCCUGAAGAAGUUCAAUGCAGUGGAAGACGCCUGCCUGGCUGAGCUGAUGAGCGACGUCCUGCACCCCUUUGUGCCCACCUACCACGGGGUGGUGGAGCUGGGGAGCGACUGCUACAUCCAGAUGGACGACCUGCUGCGCGGCCUUGAUAUGCCCAGCAUCAUGGACUGCAAGAUGGGCACCCGGACGUACCUGGAGGACGAGCUGUGGAGGGCACAACAGCAGCCCGCGGCCCGGCGGGACUUGUACCAGAAGAUGGUGAAGGUCGACCUGUCGGCUCCCACCGCCCAGGAGCACCACCAGGGCGCCGUCACCAAGCCGCGUUACAUGCAGUGGCGCGAGGGAAUCAGUUCCAGCGCCUUGCUGGGGUUCCGCAUUGAGGGAGUCACGAUCGAGGGAGGAGCUGUGCAGAGGGAUUUCAAGCGGACCCGGACCAAGGAGGAGAUUGUGGAGACUUUCCUGAUGUUCACAAAGAGCCGGCCGGACAUUCUGAGCAGAUACCUGGCCCGCCUGGGGAGCCUGCGGAAGGCGCUGGAGGAGUCCACCUUCUUCAAGACUCACGAGGUGAUCGGCAGCUCCCUGCUUUUUCUCCAUGACCGGAAGGGACAAGCCAGUGUCUGGAUGAUUGACUUUGGAAAGACGCUACCUAUGCCAGCAAACGUCCUCCUGCACCACGAUGUAGCCUGGAUCCACGGAAACCACGAGGACGGCUACCUGAUUGGCCUGCAGCACCUCACUGGCACCAUGCAGGCCGCCCUGCGUAAGGCAGCCGCCCAGGGCCAAGAGACGGUGCCCGCUGACUCUUGAGUGUGCUGGGAUGACCCUGGAGCAAAGCAGGCCCUCUGCAGCAGCCAAGGCCGCAUUCACCAUCAUGACCAGCACCCUGCAAAACAGGGCCCCCGGGGGAUCCAGCCAUUGGAGGGUGCCCCAAGGGCAGCAGUGACAUUGGCCCACUUGGUGCCUGCCCAGGACUGGCUUCCCACUAGCACAGCUUUGAUUGAAGAAUGCCAGGGUGUGUGUGUGUGAGCCGCAGCCUUCUGGGCUGGGAGGCAAAUUAGAAGCCCCUUGGGCUGGCCACCUUCAAGAACAUCAGAAGAACCUGCUCGGUCAGGCCAAAGUGGGCCCAUCUAGUCCAGCUGCCUGUUCUCACAGUGGCCAGCCAGAUGCCUAUUAUGGGAAGCCCACAAGCAGGACCUGAGCCCAAGAGCACUCCCCCCCUCCACGGUUUCCAGCAAUGGACAAUGAGGGGCAUCUGUGAAUGACGGUGGCCUGUGGGGACGGCGAGUCAGGGACAGAGGGAUGAGCAGGCGCUGCAGCCAAGCGCCCCAAGGAUCCCCGUCAAGCAUGCUGUCAAAACGGGCCACUUCUGUUUGCUCGGCCAGCGCUGGAGUAAUGGGUGCAGGCAAGACAGACCCCUGCUGCUGUCCAGUUCAGGAGUGGGUCGAGGGGUAGGAGGAGUGGGAGGCAGAGCCCUGGGACCUUUGAGCUCAGCGGUGCACAUACGUCCAGCCCACCCCUUCCUCGCACAUCCCCAAGCUUUGAUGAGGGUGGGGCGGAGUGAAGAUAGCCUAAACCAUCUUCCCAGGUGUGCAGGCGCACCUGGACAGUAAGGGGCCAUCAGAAUGCUGCUUUUUGUGGGACAGCGGCAGCUUUUGCCCUGUGGGACCUCCAAGGCCCACAUACAGCAGUGCUUUGCAGGGUGGUCCUGAGCCCAGGGUGGAGGCGAUGUAGGCACGUUGACAUGUUGAGGUUGUGAUCCUGGGCUGUGCUUUCCUCCCCCUCGACUCUCCACCCAUUGCCAGAUGCCAUAAAGCUCUUCUCAUGCAGGAAAAACUUCUUGCCUGCAGCCUCACCUAUAGAACAGAGCAGACUGCCUCCUGGCCUCUGACCCCUGCCAAAUCCCACCAUCGGGCGGGGGGGGGGCAUGGCCCCUGACAAAACAUUGCUUACCAUCCUUCUGCCAUGCAGUAGCGGGGUGGGGAAAGGUAGAAAUUUGGGGCUAUUUGGCACCUUUUCUUUGGAAGAAACAAAGCAAGUAAGCAAGCUUCUAGUCCCUGUGGAAGAAUUUGGGAUGGGCCGUAUUAAAGCCUGCAGGAUAGGCUAAAUAAAAGAGCAGAAGGGGCCUCACUCCAUAA